This is a messenger RNA of Pocillopora damicornis (cauliflower coral), 2670 nucleotides long. RefSeq lists its product as uncharacterized. Gene Ontology annotation, cellular component: small-subunit processome. The record is from RefSeq and is a predicted model, not a curated record. Gene Ontology annotation, molecular function: U3 snoRNA binding; protein binding. Lineage: Eukaryota; Metazoa; Cnidaria; Anthozoa; Scleractinia; Pocilloporidae.
CAGGUAUAUUGUGGCUAACCAGCACUAAAAACAAAUGGCCGAAUUAGUUUUGGUAAGAAUCUCCUUGAAAUUAGUAUGGGGACUGAUCGCUAAUCGAGCGAUCGCUAGAUUGGAAACUGGAAACCCAACCGAUGAGAAGUUAAGGCAACUCUUAUUGAGCGAAUUCCGCAAACUUCAUGAGGAACUCGAUGCCUUGAGACGGAAAGAGCUUGUAGCUGCGGUAGCGUUAAUGGAGAACGCUUACGAAAUCUUGAACGAUGACCCAGGAGAAGCAAGAAAAGAGUUCAACAAAGCGAGAGAUGCAGCUCAAGUUGCCCUUGGCGUGGUGAAGGAGUUGAACGACAAAAUCUUGGCAACUAAAAUCAUGAUCGCGUCUGCCAUUCACGAGUUUGUUGCGAAACCUGACGUCGCUGCCUCUUUGUGUAUGAAGUACGUAUCUCGCCUGAACUCCCUUCCUAUGGUCGCGAACGCUUCUUGUGCUCAGAUUUCACAGAAAAUGGGUACAAAAUGGCGUUGGGGAGGCAACGAGGCAAGGCAGGAAAUGCUGGGUAAAAUUUCGGAGGUUAACCGUUGUGUCUGGCAUUUUGUCACAGAUCAAACCAGCAGUAGUAAAUAUUUAGAGAGUGAAUGCUCGCAUAUCAAUGUCGAAGGAAGACUGGUGAACCCCAUGACGGACUUCAUCCUGUUACGUAGUCAUGUGGAGCUCACUACUUUGAAAGAGGGUUUUGGUACGCCCAUUAGCAUGGUAGUCGUGGAGAACAAGAUGUUCUUCGCUCAGACGCAAGUUGCCGCCUCAGGCGAAAGUGAUGCUUUUCUUAGCAAUGCCAUCAAAUCUUUAGAUCUGGAAACUGGUUCUGUGUCAGAGUUGGUUGGCCAUGCAGGGGUCGUCUUAUGCCUAGCUGUGGCUGGGUGCCAUGUGGUUUCUGGAUCGUUUGACAAGAAUAUCCUUAUUUGGGAUGCAAAAUCCUGCAAGUGCUUGCACAUUCUGACUGGUCAUCAAGGGUCAGUCAAGUCAUUAGCAUUGAAUGACUUGCACAUAUUCUCUGGUUCCACUGAUUGUACCAUCAAGGUUUGGGACAGGGUCACAUUUGAAUUACACCACACCCUUGAGGGGCACAAUACACCCAUUUCAGCCUUGGCUGUUUCUAAUCGGCAUUUGUUCUCCACUGAAGUAAAUGGACCAAUCAAGUAUUGGGACUUGAAGAAAUUCAUAUGCCUGCAUGAUAUCAAAUCCCCUCAGAAUGUUACCCAAAUGCACAUCUUGAACAGCAAUUUACUUGUGGCAUUUGAUCAGAAACUGUCAGUCAUCAAUUUGGGAAACUUAAAAGAAGUUGCUGUUUCUAAACACCCAGCAGAACUCUCCCUGACUAUUGGAAGAAAUCUUUGCACAGCAUCAGAAUCCACUCUGUCAUUACUGGAUUUACUUAACAUGAAAAUCAUUGGAUCAAAGGCUUUUGAAGUUAGAGAAGCACCAUACAAUGUCAAGUGCAUGUAUUAUGAUGAGAUGGCAGGCUUCUUGUAUGUCACUGCUUUGUGUACCACAGCCAACUCCAGGGAAAAAUAUGUUGUAUUUAGACUUUAGUCUAGACCUCCUUCAACUCAUCACUAAGUGAAUUUGUAAUUUCAGUCUUCUAAUUGCAGAAAUUUAAAAAUGAUCAAAUAGGAUUUUCAUUUGAUAAGCUUACUUGCUAUCUUUUAACCUUAAUGGCAAAAGAUUUAAACUAAGUGCAGUCCUUACUAUUUGGCAAAGUCCAUGUAGGAGUCACCAAAAAUUAGCUUUUUUUUCUUAACUUGCUUUUUGGACUUCACCCAAAUAGGAGGGGCUUGCCUAUAGUCUAGAAGAAAACAUACAGUGAGGUGUUCAUCAGCAGACUACUUUUACAGACAUAAUUCCAUAAAGUGCAGAAAUUUGCUGCUUGGAUCAUUUUAUACAGUUACUGUAAUUCCUUUGAGUUUUUUCAAGAAAAUAAGAGACAUCAUGUGGCCAGUGAGAUUUUGUAAAUUUCCACUCUCUUAGGUGUAACUUUCAACUUAGAAUUCACUAUUUUCAAGCUCAUGUAAAAACUUAAAAUGUUGAAAUAUUUAUCUUGAUUCAUGUACUAGGUCUAGCUGUUCCAGAAUCUUUAAAAAAACAAACAAACAAACAAACAAGAAAAGAAAAAGUAAAUAAAACUACAGGAAUUUUUGUUAGGGCCACUUGCAAAAUUUCUUUGUGACGGCUGAUUACUAACUAGAUGAAUCAGACCAGUGAAAAUCAUGGGAAGUUUUUUCUAUUUUAAUGACAUUUUCAUUGUGAUGUUCCUUCUAGAGUAGUCAAUUGUGCUCUCUACAGCAACUGAAAUUACUUUCAACCGGUUAGAAUACCUUUACAUGAUACAAUAAACAACAGAUAUUGCAAAAAUAAUCAAACUAUAAAUUAUGUUUAUUAGUAACCUUACAACUUUCAGAGUUAGCUUUCUUGAUUGUUUUGAAGGAGAAUUAAAUUGAUCUGACCAGUGUAAGAGAUGUUCUACAAGAUAUUUCUAUAGUCUGUGAUAAUUACAAUUGAUCAAUAUGGGUGCUAAAUUUUCCAUCAAUGAAGCAGUUUAAGACCUAAUAUUUAAUUAUUCAUAGCAAACAAAUUGCAAAUUUCUCUCUCUUUAAGAGAAUACAGAGUAUGAAAAAAUAAAA